AUGUUUAGAAGGCAGAAAAAUAUGAUUUCCAACUGAAUCACAUUUAAAACAGGUCCCCCUCAUCCUGUCACUACACUUCCUGAUUAAGAUGCCCUCCCCGUCUUUCCUGUGGGCCCCGUAUAAGUACUGGAAGGCUGCUGUUUUCCAAUGAAGAGCCCGGUUUACGAGCCACUCGGCUGAAUUAAUAUGCAAGGCUUGCUGGAACUAAGGAUACCCACUGCCUGCCCAGAAGAGUACUUGGAGGAAUGGGCCUUGAUCUCCCUCUUGUGGAAAAUUAUCGGAACUGAAUUCUUGUGAUACUAAAGAAGAGAAGUCCAGCAUCAACAAACAAAUGAUGGCAGCAGUUACCGUGCCACCUGAUGCUCUUGGCCCUCAAGUAAAUGAAGAGAUGGACUCCCUGAUUGUACUGCAUUAUAAUUACACAGGAAAGCUUAGUUUAAGGGAAAAGGCAAGUGAUAACACUAUUGCAUUUCUGAUCCUAUGUAGUUUCAUAGUCCUGGAAAACUUGAUGGUGUUGAUUGCCAUAUGGAAAAACAAUAAAUUUCACAACCGCAUGUACUUUUUUAUUGGCAAUCUAGCUCUCUGUGAUCUUUUAGCUGGGAUUGUUUACAAAGUAAACAUUCUUAUGUCUGGGAAGAAAACUCUGAGCCUGUCCCCCACAAUCUGGUUCAUUAGGGAAGGCAGCAUGUUUGUAGCCCUGGGAGCCUCCACUUUCAGCUUACUAGCGAUAGCUAUUGAGCGGCAUUUAACCAUGAUUAAAAUGAGGCCUUAUGAUGCAAAUAAAAAAUACAGAGUGUUCCUUCUCAUUGGUACCUGCUGGCUUAUUUCAGUUUCCUUGGGUGCCUUACCCAUCCUGGGCUGGAACUGUAUAAGCAACUUACCUGAUUGCUCAACAAUUUUGCCACUGUACUCCAAGAAGUAUGUUGUAUUCUGCAUCAGUAUCUUCAUAGCCAUUUUGGUUGCUAUUGUCAUCCUUUAUGCCCGUAUCUACAUCCUGGUAAAGUCCAGCAGUCGUAAUGUCACUAACCACAGUAACUCAGAGCGGUCCAUGGCUCUCCUGAGGACUGUUGUGAUCGUUGUUACUGUCUUCAUUGCCUGUUGGUCUCCACUGUUCAUCCUUUUCCUCAUUGAUGUGGCCUGCAACGUCAAGGAGUGCUAUAUCUUGUACAAAGCCAACUGGUUUAUUGCUCUGGCAGUCAUCAAUUCUGCAAUGAACCCCAUCAUCUACACGCUGGCCAGUAAGGAAAUGCGUCGGGCUUUCUUUCGCCUUGUUUGUGGCUGCCUGGUGAAAUCCAAGGUGGCCAGAUCUUUGCCUAUUCAGCCCACACCAGAUCACAGUCGAAGUAAAUCCAGUAGCAGCAAUACCCAGAAGCCAAAGGAAGAUUUCUCACAGAUGAAUAUUCCCUCAUGUACCGCUGAGAAAAGUGAAUCUUCAUUUCACAACGGAAACUUCUGUAAGUAAAGGACUCCUCAAGUCAAGUACCUUUCUGUGGCUUUUAGGUUUAAACUACAAGUGUAGUUUAAAUAUUUAUGCUCUUAACUCACAGGGGAAAACACUAACUGCUUACUUUACUUUGAAGACUGAUUUAUCACCAAUCAUUUGCUUUGGGUGUUCAUUCAGUUACACACCUGAUUUGGAAAAAACCUUUCAUGCUAACCAACAGCCAAUACGGAGUCCAUGCACAUCAAUGACACUGCACCACAGUGGCAUUGCAUGAUGAGGUUGCAUUUGGCACUGCCUGAUCUUGCAAGGCAUCAAUACAAACAGCAUUCACUAUACACUGCUGAUGAUUGCAAAAUGAGCCUGAUUAUUGCUGACUGGGAGAAAGCUCAUUACAUAUGGUGGUGAUUUGUGGUAUCUUGCUGUUAUGUUAAUGGCCUUAUAUGUAUGUGGUAUAUAUAGCUGUAUAUUUGUACAAUUCCUUAUUAAAAAGUCAUUGUUUGGUAAAAGUUUACAAUAUGCUAAACAUUGUAUUGCAGUAUACAGUGUAAGGUGACAAAUUACACAAAUAGAUAGAUGUGUUUCAAUGGGGAUAUUUAAAAAUAUAUGAAGUAGUAACUUUUAACUGACAGGAACUUUAACAUGUCAUAUCAAUCUAGUAUUUUUAUUUUUUCCACUCCUACUCAAACUUUUUAUGUUUAGUGAAAGAUAACAUGACAGUUGUCACUGUGACAUUUCACAACUUAUUUUAAACAAGCAGUAGUAAAUAACCAUUGAGAGAGGCUGUAUAUGUUCUCUAUUUAAAGUAGUUAAAAGUUGACCCAACAGUACAUGUGUAUUAAGUGUAUGCACUGUCUCAAUGCAUAUAUUAUUACUUACUGUUUCCAAUGUAUUUAAAAAUGUAUGUCAAAUCUAUGUAAAUCUGUGUACAUUGUGAAUGCACUACCUAAGAUGAGAUUCUUCAGUUCUGAAAUGGAGACAUAACAUUUCAGAAACUAAUGAACCACAAAGAGGUCCCUGUGGAGUUCCUUCUUUUCUCUCCAGGCACUCCCACAACAUGGGAUUGUGUUAGAAAAUCUCCAGCAACUGGGACCACAUCCCAUUUUCUGGCAAUGGGAUCCUAUGCUCCUUCUGUUUCCGGGCACUUUUGCAGCUACAAGAAGGAAGAUGCGGUACAACAGGAUCCUGCUGAAGAGCAUAUCUUCAUGUAUACCUGACCCUGCCUUGGAUCUGGAAUAAAGCCUAUUCAGUUUGGAAGACCUUACAACUUUUCUGGAGCCCCAGACUUACUCUUUUGAGAGGCUGUUCCGGAGAAACCUGUAUGAAAACAAUUUUAUGGAUCAUCACUGCCUUACCAGUCUCAGUACAGCAUGGUGUUCAGCAUCAAAGGGAUUACCUGAGAUCUAGAGCAGUUAAGACUUCAUAAACAUCUGUUUUCAAGUCCCCAUGUAAGUGGCCUGUGGUACUUCCAUCAGUAGUACUUCAUGGCUGGAGGCUUCAGUGGAGGUUGAUGGGAAAUUCUGAGAUGAGUUCCCAUUAUCUUUCAGUAAGAAUGUAAGCAUGCAAUUUUAUUGAGCUCUUUCAAAGAUUUGUGUUGUUCAAACCACACUGUGCCUUAUGCACAAUUAGAAUUAGUCGGGGCUUUUUAAAUACACAGCCUGGAAGAGCUCAUCCUUAGCUUUACUCUGGUCUUAAUCAUUUAAAGCAGCAGCAUUAGACUCUUCCCAAGUAUGUACAGUUUAUAAGUUGUGUAGUGUGUGUAGCUAAAGCUUUUAAAAUGUAGAUGUUUGCGUUGUGGUUACGUUUUACAAGUUCACAGUCUGCUUGUAAACAUUUUAUGCUCUUAGAAAUGUGUAAGAACAAAGAAAAACUGUAUUUGAAUUAAAUAACUGUGAGAGUAGUAAAUAUGAAAUAAUUUCAACCAAAAAUGUUGAUAAGUGGUGCACUUAGAGAAGAAUAAAAAGCUAAACCAAGCUAAGCAUGAUAUAACUAUAUGAACUGCAGAUACAGGCUGGGUCAGCAGCUCUGUAGCUUUGUGAGAAUUAGAACUAGCGACAUUGUAUUGGCAUGGCUUGCCUACAUUUUCAGAUCUUACAGUGCUAUUUGGCUAUAUUUUCAGUGUGGAAGUUCUUCCCUGAAGUUGUGUCUUUGAAAACUAUGAGCUAAAAUAUUUGUAUACUUCUAAAUGUUUGUUCAUGAAGUGGUGGCACAUAGCAGCAUUCCUUCCUAUUGUAAAGCAGAAAGGCCUUAGCAGGACAACAGUUUGAGGAAACAUUGUGGCUGACCCCACACCAACUCUCAUGUCAAGGGUGUUACAUGAUUCUUACUAUUUAGUUGAAAAAAAUGAGUAUAUUUAGUAGCCAAAGUCCAAGAACACAAACAUAAGAGUAAGUUUUAACAUCGGUUUGUAGCUAAUUGACAGAGUUGAUGCAAGGUACAUGUAAUGCAAGCAACUUCACAGCUGGAGGCCAUGUCAGUACAAAAACCUUUCACUCUACUUUGAUUUCCUUCAUUUAUUUUGGAGCUGUGGGGAUAUUUUGUUAGUUCAUUACCCAGCUGUACUUGAAGCAGGGUAAUCAUGGGUUCACAUGUAACACUGAUGAUAUAAUUUACAAAGUACUUAUGACUGAAGAGGAAAAAAAA
This is a messenger RNA of Calidris pugnax (ruff), 4084 nucleotides long. It is a transcript of the gene S1PR3, whose product is annotated as sphingosine-1-phosphate receptor 3. Gene Ontology annotation, molecular function: sphingosine-1-phosphate receptor activity. Bases 332 to 1462 code for a protein of 376 amino acids. The record is from RefSeq and is a predicted model, not a curated record. NCBI's taxonomy places the organism in Eukaryota, Metazoa, Chordata, Aves, Charadriiformes, Scolopacidae. Gene Ontology annotation, cellular component: membrane. The transcript has 3 exons. Gene Ontology annotation, biological process: G protein-coupled receptor signaling pathway.